GCGAGUUCCGGGCGGGGCGUUCCCCGCGCCCGUAGCAACCGUGGCGUUGGCGGUAUCCACGGCACCAUGGCAAAAGCAACGACCAUCAAAGAAGCUCUAGCCAAAUGGGAAGAGAAAAGUGGCCAGAAGGCUUCAGAGGCAAAGGAAGUGAAACUGUAUGGGCAGAUUCCUCCUGUGGAAAAGAUGGAUGGCGCCCUCUCUGCCCUUGUUAACUGCGAGAAACUAUCACUGUCUACAAACUGCAUUGAUAGAAUCGCCAACUUGAACAACCUAAAAAAUUUGAGGAUUCUGUCUUUGGGAAGAAAUAACAUAAAGAACCUGAAUGGAUUGGAGGCAGUUGCUGAAACUUUAGAGGAGCUGUGGAUCUCAUACAACUUAAUUGAGAAACUGAGGGGUAUCCGUGUAAUGAAGAAACUGAAGGUUCUUUAUAUGUCAAAUAAUUUGGUGAAAGACUGGGCAGAGUUUGUGAGGCUAGCAGAGGUGCCAGUACUAGAGGAGCUGGUGUUUGUAGGCAAUCCACUACAAGAGAAAUUUGCUGCUGAUCAGAGCAGUUGGAUUGAAGAAGCAACCAAACGAGUACCUAAGCUGAAAAAGCUGGAUGGUACUUUAGUUGUUAAAGGAGAAGAGGAAGAAGGAGCGGAAGGAGCAGAAGGAGCAGAAGGAGCAGAAGGAGGAAACUGAUGACAUUUCCUUAUUGGGUAUUAAAUUAUUAAAAUAACUCCAGAUAGCUUUGCACAUAAACUUUUAUAAAAGUAUUUGUUUUGAAGAAAAUCUUUGGGCAGUUUUUAAAAGACCAGCUUAUCUCCACAAUCUCUCACCCAAAGAGUUAGUUACCAAAAAUUGCUCACACUGGUUUUGUCAAGCUUAUGAGACCGUCUGUAGAGACUAGUGGAGCUGAGUUUACCUGCUGUUUGGCUAGCAAGAGAUCUUUAUUUAAAUUAAUACACAGCUAUUUUUAAUUCCUGAUUAGUGGUGCUUGUUGUUCACUCUUGGAUUAUAAAAGAACUGGUUUAGCUUAUUUGGUGCUGCUGGCCAACACUGAAUUGGAAACUCUGAUGCCAGAAGAAUAAUGUUGUGGUUUAGAGACACCUGACGAGCUUUGUUGUGUUUAAUUUUGUCAUGGGACUUUCUCAAUAGUUUUAAUAUGUGAGUUUGCCUUUUAAUUCCUUGAAGUGUUAUGCCAAACAGGCCCAGUAGUUGCAUACGCACAAAAAAGGUGUUGGUCUGAUGAGCAUUUGUUCCUGGCUUUAAGUCUCAAAAUGGCCUUCUCACAUUGGAACUCAACUGCAUUGCUUAGAAGGCCAUGUAUAACUUAUAUAUUUAUUUAUUUUUAAGAGGUAAUGGGAAUUCAUUGCAUGGUUUCUGUAAGACUAAAAUACCUGCUAACUUUGGGUUUUGUCUCUUACUAAGACAUUAAUUUGGAAUAUGUUGCCUAUUAGCCUACAGCUGGUUUCUGGCUUUGGAUUGGGUCACUGGUGGACACAACCCUUCUUAGCUCUGGAAUCUUCCUGUAACUAAGGAGGCUGAUAGUAACAGAGAAACUAACAGCAAACAGAAGACCUGGGCUUCAGGACAGAAAAUUUUGAUUUUGGGGAUACUAAUUUUUGGUGAAAGCACAGGUAUAAGCAGUGAGAGAAAGUAUAUGUAGUUAGUGGGGACAGUGGGAUGAUGAGAUGAGAUGAGAUGAGAUGAGAUGAGAUGAGAUGAGAUGAGAUGAGAUGAGAUGAGAUGAGAUGAGAUGAGAUGAGAUGAGAUGAGAUGAGAUGAGAUGAGAUGAGAUGAUGAGGGCAUUGGUAAAAAAAGUAUUGAAGAGGUACCGACUGUGCUAUAUUGCAGGGUAACCAGUUUCAGUAAAGCACCCUUAUGUGGCUACUUCUAGUGAAAAGCAUUGAACAACCAUGAAGACACACCUGAUUGCACUGUGGGAUGCCAAAAGUGCAGUUUUUCUUCUUCUCUUUGAAGAAUAGAUGGAGUCACCUGAGUAGAUUUUUCUGCAGUUCCUUUUUGGUUUUUUUAACAAGCUUUCUUCUAAUUUGUGGUACCAUCUUUUUUUGAAAUUGAAGUGACAAAUAUAUCUGCUGGUUCCAGCCCAGGCAUGGAAGGGGUGGGGUCAGAAUGACACUCUUAGUUAUUUUGUUUGUGAAGGUGUGGCAAGAGUUGAAAUCUUGGAAGCCAAGUUCAGAGAUGAAUGGUAGACUUGGCCCAGGCAACAGUGGUACAGAGCUCAAGCUCCAAGUAUAAUUGUAGUAGGCAAUUCUCUAAUCAGUUUCUAACUGAACACUGUGAAGUAAAUUAUUACAAGACAAUCACAGUUUAAUUUCAAUAUAUUGCUGUUUAAUCUGUGAUUACUGGAGGAAUUCUAAAGCAUUCUGAUUGAAGUUUGCUGAAGAAUUUUAUUUGGAUCCAUUACUAAAAGUAAGUCAAGAGCACAAUGGCAAAAACUCUGGACAUUCUUCACCCAGCACAAACUAUUUCCAGGCAGCUGUUCUCUUUACCAGAAACUACUUUCUUAGUUAGCUAGUUCACUUUUUUUUUUUGUUGUUUCUUUAGAAGUAUUCUCCUAGCUUUAUUAUGAGUAAGGGCAGCAUUGACCAAGAAGCACCAUGGAGGAGUGUCUACAGUCAGCAGUCAUUUCACACAUCUUUUGAAGCCAAGCCACUCUGUUUGCUUGCAGCCAACCACGCUUGGCAAGGUGGAACUGUGUGCUUGGGCAGUGCAGAGCCCACUUAGGGCACACUUAGGCACUGUUGGCUGUGCCCUUGACCACUGUAGUAAAAGUGUGGCUCAUGUGAGGCAGAGCUUGACUGACUCAAAACUUGCCUUCUGAAUCGUCCCAACAAGCAGAAAUGCCAAAUUCAUCUCUGUGUUUGGAGAUAUUUUCAGAAUAGACCACAUGGUGCUCUUCUCCUAGUGCCUGGCCACCAAGAAAAGUGGUUGAAGCUGUGGACCAGUCUCUCCCAGCACAGCUGCAGGUGGUGUGUAUGGCUGGGUUAGCUCCACACAUGAUUGUGACAGGAGGAAAAGGGAGUGAUGAGCACAGUCCAAUGCCAAGUAAUCCUGCUGGCUGAUUCUUUAAAUACGGCCUAAGUCUGUACAUUUCUGAAGGUUACAUUAGAUACAGCAAUACUCUACACUUUGGCUAUAUUGGGGCAUUCUGAGAGCAGAAUAGAAACUUAAGUGUUCUGACUAUGUUGUAAUGAUUGAAGUGAAACACAGAUCCAUUGACAAGUGGUGAGGGAUAAGAGCAGCUCCUGACUCUUGUAAGUGAUCAACAGAGGGCUACACCUACAGGGAUCAGUCCAAAACUGUCGUAGGUGGUGGUAGAGCUGGGGGAUUGUGUGGCCCACUGGCAUUGGUGCUUUCCACAGAUGAAAUGGCACAAAUUCUCUAGCUCUUUUCUUUGAGGGCUGCAUUAUAAAUACCAACAAAAAAGGAAAAAAAAAAAGGAGAAAAAAAUCAUUAUUGAAGGAAGGGAGCAUCUAGUCUUAGAACAUAAUUUAAGACCGUUCUGAUAAAAACUAUGUGUCAGUCUCAUUGAAACAAUACAGUAAGAAAAUAAUUGACUGUGGCUUUUAUCAGGAGAUACUUUGUCUCAAAGUAAAGCUGGUAGCUUCACUUUAUCUUGCUUUGCCUAAUGAGUCAUGAUUACUCUCAAGAACAAAACAACCUCCCCAAACUUUUUCUCCUCCAAAGUAAUUUCCCUAAAUUUUUAAAUUUGCACUUUAAAAUUAGGCACUGGAUGUGAUGGAAGACAUAGAGAGGUGGUAGAAUUAAAACAGCUGGUUUGUAUAUUGGUGGUGCUACACGAUGUUUUGUAUAAGGUGCCAGUGUCACCUUGGCCUGUGUGCCCACAGGGACAUUGAAGUGACAUGCUGGAAGGUCUGGCUUUCACUUGUGCACUCUGCUGUUCCCUAUCACACCACACCCAGUGAAGUAGUAAGUACACUAUUAUUCAUUAAUAAAAAGGGCACCCAUAUAAAAUGUGCAAGCCAUGGGGAAUUCUCCUUUUCCCAGUGAAGUUACAGCUGACUAGCAUCCACUUUAUUCCUUAGAGAAAUAUCCUAAAAUUAAAUUAGUGGUAGGAGCUAGCUAGGUUUUUUUGCUUGCUUGUUGGCACACUCACCUGUCUUCAAAGAGCUGACUGAUGUAUGCAGUGAUUAUUGAGAACUGAUGGAAAAAUGACAUAAGAGACCUGAGAACAAGCAGAUUACUCAGGUUACACUAGAAGUAGGCUCAUCUAGAAAAACUUCCAAGUAAGAGAGCACUUUUAACAUCCUCUUUGGCAAUCUUUUUUAUACAGUAAUUUUGUAGCAUGAUAAACUGUUAAAUUUGCUGUGUUUAAAUUAUUUAGGCCUAUGUUUAUAAAUGUUAUUCUGUGAAACUUGUUCAAAAAUAAUAUAACCUUAUUUUAUACAAAUGUCUUUGGCUGAUGUGUAAUGAAAUAGUUCAGCUUCUGAAGAGUAUUUGGAAACUAAAUUUUGUUCUCAUUAAACUUUCCUGGCUGCUCAGGAAGCAAUGUAUUUAGAGUAUGAUAGCAUGUAAAUGCUGUUCCUUAUUGCCUCUAUAUUUUAGAAUAGAAAAUAACUUAAGGCUUUAAAAAUGCUGAUAUAUUGUGAUUGUUGUCAUCUGAUACAUAAAUAUUUUUCAAUCUUUUAA
Molecule: messenger RNA, 4656 nt
Organism: Melospiza melodia melodia
Lineage: Eukaryota; Metazoa; Chordata; Aves; Passeriformes; Passerellidae
Gene: DNAL1
Product: dynein axonemal light chain 1
Exons: 8
Coding region: 67-681 (204 amino acids)
Biological process (GO): outer dynein arm assembly
Cellular component (GO): cytoplasm
Molecular function (GO): alpha-tubulin binding; dynein heavy chain binding
Source: RefSeq, a predicted model, not a curated record